AGAGCGGGAUUUUACGACAGUUUACAUGACUUGACAUGGGAACCUUCGACUCGGACAGCGCAACACGGAACAUAACACAGUCGGACGGUCGACGUGAAUACAAGACAGAAGCAGCAGAAGAGAAGAAGAGUUCCUUCAAUAACUUUGAAUAUUUUUAAUAUUUCUAACCCGUCACAGCAAAUCUCACGCCAGUGCGGCGGGUGAACAACAUGGAGGACAGGACUUCACAGGGGAAACGUGCCCCUCUUUCCCUCUCCACUCUGCGACUCCUGGUCUCACCGAUCCGGCUGGUCUCAGCAGCGAUCUGGCAGACGGUCCAGCAGAAAGUUGUGGCCGAUUAUGGGAUGCUCGAGGAGUUUGUUACCAUGGUUUCAGACAUUGUUCCAGAGCUUCUCACCACUCAACAAAGGGUACAACUUCUCCUGGGCCUCAGAGCACAGAUGAUCCUGGAGCUGUGUCAGUCUGAAGCUACCGCUCAUUUGGAGCUUGUUCAGCCACAUCUGGACAGAGUGCAAAUGCUCAUCGAGGCGUGGGUAAAAGAGGUUGGUGUUACAAAUACAGAGGUGCCGUGCUCAGAAUUUGUGGAUCUAGUGAAGAACUUGCUGAAAAGUCCUGAGGAAAGGGAACACUUCUUUCAGAACGUUUUCCCUGAAGAGUUUGGUCCUGCGUACAAUGAAGCACUUCACACCUUGAUGUGGAUGUUUCUGUCCAGGCUUGAAAAGUUUCUUCCUCUUCAAACUUUCCAACAGGUUGCCGACAUGUUUGGCAGAGUGUCCUCAGUCCUGGAAGAAUGUAUGGACUCUGUGUCUCGAAACGAGGAGUUCAAAACUCUGCUGCAGUAUCAAAAAGACCUCAGCCAACUGGAUCACAAUGAUGAUUCCUUAAUUGGUGCCUGCAUCAUUUCAGCUGUCAAACUUCCCUCUGCACAAAGAACUGAGACAGAUCAAACACAACCACAGGCCAGCAUCUUGAAUGAUGUACUGCCAUGUACGUCAGACUUGGAGAAUGAAUCUUUACCAUUGCCUCAUACAAUCACAGAAGAUCAAACAAAUUGUACUCCUGGGCAAAAUGUAUCAGCGGUGCGUGAAGAAAAUGUAGGCCUUGUUACAAGUGACGCUGAAGACACAUCCCGUCUUCUAAAACAAUGCAGUGUUGAGCUAAAAAGAGUGGCCACGCCUCCGUGUUCGCAGUCUCGACCUGUGAGACGAAACAGAGGCACAAAGAUGAAAAUGCUUCUGUUAGAAGAGAAAAGAGGUCUUUGUGAAGAGGUCCCUGCUGCCAAUACAUCAGCUUCUAAGAAAACAAAACCCUCCAACAGGUCUCGUUCAGGUGUCUCUGGCCGUGUGGCUUCAAGCAAGGACAUCGAGAACACGUACAUGGCUCCUGUCGAUGCCUGCAGUGACGAUGGCUCAUGGUCUUUCUACUCAGAUGACGGCUCUUGCAAUUGGUCUGCUGGUAAUAGUCCGAGUAUGGCUGAUUCAUGGUCUCACUACUCAGGUGAUGAGGGUUCCUUUGUGACUCCUGAUGGCAGUGAAGGUGAUUCAUUGUCUAGCUGCUCCUUCACGAGUCCUAAAAAAGCAUCAGCUGUGAGCAGAAAGCGGGGCACCUCUGACAUCAAAGCCAACACCCCAAAGAAGACUCGCAAAGUCCAAUGCUUUAUCUGUUCGGAGCUUGUGAAUAUAAGCCUGAGGAAUCACAUGAAAACGCACUUCCCUACCGGUGAUUAUGCCUGUCCGCAAUGCGGCAGCAGGUUUAGACUCUUCUCGUCUUUUAAGCAGCACAUGAGUAGAACCUGCUUCGAGUCCAGUCAGCAGCAGGUAGAUCCGGAGAAACCGGACGAAGUGAAGAAUCUUUACAAAUGUGACACAUGCCAAGAGGCAUUCAGGUACAAAGUUUCACUGAGAAGUCACAAACUGACCCACAACGAGCUCUAUUGCGAUGUGUGUAGGAAGGUGUUGCGAAGCGCAGAAACUUUGGCGAGGCACAAGGCUUCACACACACUGUUUCAGUGCAACCGCUGUGACGAGACCUUCACUCUUUUUAAGCCCUUGCGCAGCCAUUGUGAAAACAUCCACAAAAUGAACAGGCCAUUCACAUGCAACCAUUGUCCAAAGGUUUUCUCCAAGCUGCGCAUUUUAAUCGUGCACGAGUGGAAGCACACGGGUCGUCUGCCGUACCAGUGCGCUCAGUGUGGCUUGAAGUUCAGAACGGACGGAGAUCUUAUGUCCCAUGAAAGAGUCCACACGAAAGAAAAACCAUUCCUGUGUGCCGAGUGUGGCAAGAGUUUUGCCCAAAGGUCCAACAUGUUGCGGCACUUGAAUUUCAUCCACGGCGAGUCUCGAGAUGAGAAGAAGCAUUCUUGCACAGAGUGCGGGAAAUCCUUUAAAGAGAAAGGAGCCCUGAUAAAACACCAGAGGCGCAAACAUUUAAAGGAAAUGUUCCGGCAUCCCUGUCCGUACUGCGGGAAGAUGGUGUCUGCGUCAACCAUCGCUCGACAUAAAUUAAUCCAUACGGGAGAGAGACCUUUCAAAUGCACAAAGUCUGACUGUGACAGGCACUUCAGGUCAGCGUCUGAAGUGAAGAGGCAUGUCCUCCUACACCAUACCGCAGAGAGACCGUAUAAAUGUGACAUCUGUGGGAAGGGCUUUAUAAAACAGUGUUAUCUCAACACGCAUGCUAAAGUACACUCAGGAGUCAAGCCGUUUGUUUGCCAUAUCUGUGGCAAGGCUUUCCCCAAGCUCUACAGCAUGCAAAGACACAAAAAACUUGUACAUGCAUUUGCAUGAUGUAAAACAGUAAUGAUAUUUCUGAAAAAGGAAACAUAGGCUAGAAAGUAAUGAUUGCCGAAAGCUUUAUCAAACAAAUAAAUUGUACUGUUAAGACAAACAGUGAAUGUGAUUGUCUUCAUACAAGUAUAAAACUGCAUAAGAGAGUACUCUAUCUCUCUGUCUCUACUGUUAGAGACACACUAGUUUUUUUUCUAUUCCAUGUCUUCUUCCCUGUCAAAACCUGGUGUUUUUUGUAUUUUUGUGUAUAUAAUAUUUCUUUGAGAAUAAAAACAUCUUUUAUCAUCUA
Messenger RNA from Larimichthys crocea (large yellow croaker), 3075 nucleotides. RefSeq names its product zinc finger protein 37-like. NCBI's taxonomy places the organism in Eukaryota, Metazoa, Chordata, Actinopteri, Sciaenidae. The transcript has 7 exons. Bases 210 to 2786 code for a protein of 858 amino acids. The record is from RefSeq and is a predicted model, not a curated record.